CAGCGUUAGAGCCUCGGAGUGUCUGGAGGUCGGAGCACGGGGCUGGGGCGCCAGCUGUGUCCAAGGAAAGAGGGGGUGGUCAUGGAACGCGCGGCCCCAGCAGGCCCCCAAACACUGGGCUCAGCGCUGGCUGGCUGCUCCCUGGUCGGACGCUCGCUGGAGACUCAGGGGUACAUUGGGAGCUGCCUGGACACCCUGCGAUCGGGUCAGGCCGACCCCAGGGGCCCUCCAUAGGCUGUGUCCUCCGGGCGGCCUGUCCCUGGCCAGCGCGCCCCGGCAGGGCCCGCGGCGGCUCCGUUUGGGACGGCUACUGCGUUGAAUUUGACUUUCUGAAGCCGCCCGGGGUAAACUCGCAUCUCCGGGACCGCGGGGGAUUAUUUACAGGGAGCCCGCCAACCAAGCACAACAGUCUAAUUUAACCUUUCCAAGUCCUCGUAAAUUUUUACAACUGGGAGCCACGGCGAGGUAAACGAAUCUGUUGGUCGUUCCCAACUUCCCACCAGCCUGUGUGGCUUCUGAAACAAUAACUCCUUAUGAAAUAUAAAUAUAGAUUUAAAUACAGUAGAGCGAGAAUGCGAUUUGGCUGCUUUUUUAUGGCUUCAAUUAUUGUCUAAUUUUAUGUCGGGGGGCUCUGCCGGCCGCACUCGCACGCGGGGCCCGCGCCGGGCUGAUGGCGUGAUUAAUUGUGAUAUAAAAUAGUCCGCUGAAGAAGUGUGUGUCUGGUGGUGGCGGCGCGAAGGGGAGGGAGUCCAGACGCAAGGCCAGAUUUGAUCUUUUAAUCUUCGUUGGCCACAAUUAAAACAAACCCGAUCGUUGAGCGCUGCGAUCUCUUUGCAUAAAAACAUAUGGCUUUUGCUAUAAAAAUUAUGACUGCAAAACACCGGGCCAUUAAUAGCGUGCGGAGUGAUUUACGCGUUAUUGUUCUGCUGGGCGGCCACGUGACGCGCGUGGCCAAUGGGGGCGCGGGCGCCGGCAACUUAUUAGGUGACUGUACUUCCCUCCCCGGUGCCACCAAGUUGUUACAUGAAAUCUGCAGUUUCAUAAUUUCCACGGGUCAGGCCGGCCGGCAGGGCGCGGGGUGCGGCGAUGGCCACCACGGGGGCCCUGGGCAACUACUAUGUGGACUCCUUCCUGCUGGGCGCUGACGCCUCGGACGAGCUGGGCGCGGGACGCUAUGCUUCGGGGGCCCUGGGUCAGCCCGCCCGGCAGGCGGCGGCACUGGCCGAGCACCCCGACUUCAGCCCAUGCAGCUUCCAGUCCAAGGCGGCGGUGUUCGGCGCCUCCUGGAACCCGGUGCACGCUGCGGGCGCCAACACGGUGCCCGCGGUCUAUCACCACCAUCACCACCACCCCUAUGUGCACCCCCAGGCGCCCGUGGCGGCGGCGGCGCCGGAUGGCAGGUACAUGCGCUCCUGGCUGGAGCCCACGCCUGGUGCGCUCUCCUUCGCGGGCUUGCCCUCCAGCCGGCCUUACGGCAUUAAACCUGAACCGCUGUCGGCCAGAAGGGGUGACUGUCCCACGCUUGACACUCACACUUUGUCCCUGACUGACUAUGCUUGUGGUUCUCCUCCAGUUGAUAGAGAAAAACAGCCCAGCGAAGGCGCCUUCUCCGAAAACAAUGCUGAGAAUGAGAGCAGCGGAGACAAGCCCCCCAUCGAUCCCAGCAACCCGGCUGCCAACUGGCUCCACGCUCGCUCCACGCGGAAGAAGCGCUGCCCCUAUACUAAACAUCAAACGCUGGAACUGGAGAAAGAGUUUCUGUUCAACAUGUACCUCACCAGGGACCGCAGGUACGAGGUGGCCCGACUGCUCAACUUGACUGAAAGGCAGGUCAAGAUCUGGUUCCAGAACCGCAGGAUGAAAAUGAAGAAAAUCAACAAGGACCGAGCAAAAGACGAGUGAUGCUACUUGAGUUCAUUUCGGAAAGCAGAUGGAACGAGAGGGCAAGAGAAAGGACUGCCUGUCCCCCUCUCCCACCCCCAUACCACCCAAGCCUCCAGCACCCCCGCACAAAGUGGCCACACUCCAGGCCUCAUCUCUCCCCCUGGCAAACCUUUCUCAGGCUGGCUCCUUGGCCUGCCGCUUUCAUGGAGGAGGUAUUGUAAGCUUUCCAUUUUCUGUUAAGACAAAUAAAUAAAUAAAAAGAAGGGGGCAUUAGCGCUGAUGGCUGUGUGUACGCUACCUUGUAUAUAUUUUAUAAAAUCUACCUGUUCCUGACUUAAAACAAACAAACAAACAAACAAAAAAAAACAACUACCUUUUUAUAAUGCACAACUGUUAACUGCGGGCUGUAUAGAUUUUAGUCUGUGUAGUUAAUUUAAUUUGCUCUUUGUUCGGCAGAGCGAUCUGCCCGAUACUUGAACACUGUGUUUGAUUGUGGUAAUUAUGUUUUUGUGACUCCAACUUCUGUGCUGGGUGACACACCCGUUGUGAUUGUGAAAGAUAGAAUUCAAUUUGAACUCAGGUUGUUUAUGAGGGGGAGACAAUUGCAUAGAGUAUAGCUCUGUAGUGGAAUACGUCUUCUGUAUAACUAGGCUGUUAGCCUUUGAUUGUAAAUUAGCUGUAAGGAUUUCUCAGUGAAAUAUUUUUUUUUU
Molecule: messenger RNA, 2594 nt
Organism: Myotis daubentonii (Daubenton's bat)
Lineage: Eukaryota; Metazoa; Chordata; Mammalia; Chiroptera; Vespertilionidae
Gene: HOXA9
Product: homeobox A9
Biological process (GO): regulation of transcription by RNA polymerase II; embryonic skeletal system morphogenesis; DNA-templated transcription
Cellular component (GO): nucleus
Molecular function (GO): DNA-binding transcription factor activity, RNA polymerase II-specific; RNA polymerase II cis-regulatory region sequence-specific DNA binding
Source: RefSeq, a predicted model, not a curated record